CGAUUUGAUGUGUCAGCUUGGUUGUGUCUUGACUUCGCUAAGUUAUCAGUUUAAAAUGUAUUAAAAGUGUCUUGUUUUACCCUAUUAUAAUACAGCAGCAUGGACGGUUUAGCUAGAGCGCAAGGUGACCAGAUUCAGUUGAUUGAUACAGACGCUAAAUCUAAACUGCCCAAGUCGGUUUCAUCUGACAGUCCCAGCGAUGAACCUGUUGGAGCAGAGUUGUCUUCCUUGCAUGCUGCACAGACACCAACCAGUAGCAAGAAAAAAAUUUUGGGGACCAAGUCAUUCAGUCUGCGUAUUAUCAUCAUACUGAAUGUCGUGUUUGCUGUCUGCAUCACAGUCCCACUCAUUCUAACCAUCUACCUCUUACCACCACAGAUCGGUUCUACUGGGGCUGUAGCUACUGAUGUGCCAGUCUGCUCGGAAGUUGGCCUCGACAUACUAAAGAAAGGCGGAAAUGCCGUGGAUGCCGCCAUCGCAGCGAUGUUUUGUCUCAGUGUAGUUCACCCACAUAACUCAGGUUUUGGCGGUGGUGGCUUCAUGCUAGUCCACGAUCACAAGGUUCAGAAGUCAAAAGCGUACGAUUUCCGCGAGACCGCCCCUGCCGCUGCUACUUCAGACAUGUUUCCUGACAAACAAUCCGUCUACUAUUCUGGGAAAUCUGUGGCGACACCUGGAUGGCUGAAGGGCUUAUGGCAGGUACAGAAGAACGAAGGGAAAUUGGCCUGGGAAAGCCUGAUUGAACCAGCAAUAGACAUAGCUAACAAUGGUUUCAAUGUCACUGCGGAUUUGGCUAAAGUCUUGAGAACCAAGGUUGAUGUGUCCGGAUUUCCACCCCUACUGAAGAAAUGGUUUGUGCCGGGGGGUCAACUGGUCAAGGAGGGAGACUGGAUUACACUGGAGGAACUGGGAACUACUCUCCAAGCCGUGGCCGAGGGUGGGCCGCAGGUUUUCUAUAACGGACAGUUGACAGACAGCAUUGUUUCUGCAAUAAGCAAAGCUGCUGGUGUUAUGACAGCCGAUGAUCUUCACAGCUACUCCAUUGUGACGCGUGACGUCAUCACAACAUCUUUCCAAAAAAGUAUUGUUGCCACGAUGCCAGCCCCUUCCUCCGGCCCGGCUCUGCUGCUGAUGCUGAACAUUCUUGAUGGUUACAACUGGACGAAGAAAGAGGUCAACAAAUCGCUGACCUACCAGCAUAUGGUGGAGGCCUUCAAGUUUGCCUAUGCCCAGAGAACUCUGCUGGGUGAUCCAGAAUUCAGCAAGGCCAUGUCAAACAUAUCUGAUGUCUUAAUAAGCAAAGGUUUUGCCAACAAGCUAAGAUCGAAGAUCAAUAACUCUAGCCACCCUUCGUCGUACUACGGGCCUGACCUGGAGCCGGUGUUUGACAAAGGGACGACUCACCUGUCUGUUGUCGACUCAGAGGAGAUCAUGGUGUCGGCUACUGCGACUCUGAAUUUAUUUUUUGGCUCUCAGAUCAUCACAGAUGGUGGGAUAAUACUGAACAACGAAAUGGCCGACUUCAGCAUUCCUAAGUUUAAUGCAGCACCAGGCUCCCAGCCUUACCCAAACAACCUGAUCGCCCCGGGGAAGAGACCGCUGAGUUCGAUGGUUCCCACCGUGGUGUACAGCAAGCGCUCUCCGUGUUCUCUCCGGAUGGUGGUCGGCGCUUCCAACGGAACGAGGAUUAUUACAGGUGUCGCUGAAACUAUCAUGAAUGCGUUCGUGUUUGGACUCAACCUGACAGAAUCCAUAGAGAGGCCGCGUCUUCACAACAUGUGGCAUCCAAAUCAUACAGAGUACGAAAAUUAUACUGAAGUUGUUGAUGGAGUUGAAAUGAAGAAACUGUUCCCGCCCCACAUUGUGAGUGAUCUGAUGAAGUUGGGUCAGACAAUGAUGCCGGUGUCGGAGGGGCUGUGUGCUGUCCAGGCCGUCAUGAAGAAUAACGACAACAUCUACGCUCACUCUGACUCACGGAAACACGGGAAAGCUGCUUGGUUUGGUCCAUAGACCAGUGGCGAAUCCAGAAAAUCCAUUAUGGGGGGCCCAGUGACAUGAGGUGGAAUACAAGGGAACUUUGGGGGAGGUUUGGAGGGGGAUAAAAAAAAAUGAAAUUAAUAUAUAAUAAAAUUAUAACUAUAGCAAAAUUUAGUGUGUGGGCAUGGGGUGGUACCCUGGGCCACUCCCCUAGAUCUGCCUCUGUAGA
Molecule: messenger RNA, 2206 nt
Organism: Gigantopelta aegis
Lineage: Eukaryota; Metazoa; Mollusca; Gastropoda; Neomphalida; Peltospiridae
Product: glutathione hydrolase 1 proenzyme-like
Exons: 16
Coding region: 100-2010 (636 amino acids)
Biological process (GO): glutathione catabolic process
Cellular component (GO): plasma membrane
Molecular function (GO): glutathione gamma-glutamate hydrolase
Source: RefSeq, a predicted model, not a curated record